This is a messenger RNA of Polypterus senegalus (gray bichir), 664 nucleotides long. It is a transcript of the gene snrpg, whose product is annotated as small nuclear ribonucleoprotein polypeptide G. The transcript has 4 exons. Gene Ontology annotation, molecular function: RNA binding. NCBI's taxonomy places the organism in Eukaryota, Metazoa, Chordata, Cladistia, Polypteriformes, Polypteridae. The record is from RefSeq and is a predicted model, not a curated record. Gene Ontology annotation, biological process: spliceosomal snRNP assembly; mRNA splicing, via spliceosome. The coding region runs from base 156 to 386 and encodes 76 amino acids. Gene Ontology annotation, cellular component: SMN-Sm protein complex; U5 snRNP; U2 snRNP.
ACUGAGAGCUUUGGUACAGCGCGCCUAGCUUCAUACAAUUGCAUUCGAUGUAAGCGGCGUGUAGGUCGACGUUACAUAUACAGUCAUUGUAGUUGGUGGAGGGUUUUUUUUGUGUUUUCGUAAAACCUGUGUAGUUUGUUUCGGAGCCUUCAACCAUGAGUAAAGCGCACCCACCUGAGCUGAAAAAGUUCAUGGAUAAGAAGUUGUCUCUCAAGCUAAAUGGAGGCCGUCAUGUUCAAGGCAUCCUGCGUGGUUUUGAUCCAUUUAUGAACUUGGUAAUGGAUGAGUGCCUGGAAAUGGCAGCAGGAGGGCAGCAAAACCACAUUGGAAUGGUGGUAAUUCGAGGAAACAGUAUCAUAAUGCUGGAGGCACUGGAGAGGGUAUGACACUGCACAUAAUGGCAGAAAGGAGAUUACAUACCAUUGGGAAGCUGAUAACAAGAACAGGACUGAUUGGUUGCCAUUUUCUCCAGUUUUGGUUUCUGUACUUGGCUGAACAGCCCCAUUCAUUUUAGAAUGGCUACGCUUCCCUUUGUUUGCUUAUCUGUUGUCCUGAUGGUUUUACACGUUAGCUAGAUAAUGUAGUUGGCCUUUUUAAGCAUAAAUAUUCUUUGUUUUGAAUUUGUAUAACUACUGUUUAUAUUAAAAAAAUUAAAAUUUCAAAA